Molecule: messenger RNA, 2264 nt
Organism: Camponotus floridanus (Florida carpenter ant)
Lineage: Eukaryota; Metazoa; Arthropoda; Insecta; Hymenoptera; Formicidae
Product: lysosomal aspartic protease-like
Exons: 8
Coding region: 120-1262 (380 amino acids)
Biological process (GO): proteolysis
Molecular function (GO): aspartic-type endopeptidase activity
Source: RefSeq, a predicted model, not a curated record
GGGAGAGUUAGUAAACGACACAUUUCAUUUUUCUGCGUAUCUGAUCAUAAAGUGUCGAAAGAAAGUCGUCGUUGAAAUUUUCACGAAUCGAGACUUCAGCAGUAAAUAAAUUCUGAAAUAUGUUUCGUUUUUUCGUGAUAGUGACGGUGCUCUUUAUGAUGACUGGCGCGCAAUUGUAUAGAAACAAGACGGAUUUUCCUCCAAAAUUUUCGGAAAAAAUUGGCAUCAAGUCGCAACGAAUUCGUUCGUUAGAUCAUAAUCUUCCUUCAGUACGUCUGACCAAUUUCAAAAACGUGUAUUAUUAUGGCACUAUUAAUAUUGGAAUGCCACCACAAGAAUUUAAAGUCGUAUUUGAUACUGCUGCUGUAGAUCUUUGGGUAUUUUCCAGAAAUUGCUCAAUCCCUAUUUGUACAAAAAAUAAUCAAUACGAUAAUACAAAAUCCAAAACAUACAAUAAUAUAAAAAAGGGUAGAAAAAUUAUUUUACCAUCUAAAUGUUUCGAUGUAAAAGCAAUCUUAGCUAUUGAUACAGUGAAUGUUGCCAACCUCAAUGUAAAGAAUCAAACAUUUGCAGAAGUGGUACAUAUACUGGAAGAUGUCGACAUAAUUGAAAAUAUAUGUGCUGAUCGAACAUUUGAUGGUAUCUUUGGCCUCAGAUCUUUUGAGCUAUAUGAUAAUGAUAUAACACCUGUCUUUGGCAACAUGAUUCGACAAGGACUAGUGUCAUCACGCAUUUUCAGUUUUUAUCUAAAUAGAGACACUUCAGCCGAUUUAGGUGGUAUAUUGACAUUGGGUGGUUCCGAUCCUGCUUAUUACGAAGGGGGUUUUACAUAUAUUCCUGUUGCUGAAGGAUUCUGGCAAUUUCUCAUUAAUAGUAUUGAAGGGGAUCAUUUUACUUGGUGCGAUGGAGGCUGCCGAGCUCUCCUUGAUACAAGUGUUUGGAAAAUAAUUGGACCAGAAAAAGAUAUUUCAUCUAUUAAUCAAUUUAUUAAAAUUGAUCCACAGGGAAGAGUGAACUGCAAUAGAAUUUCUCAAUUGCCUACAAUCACAUUUAAUUUGGCUGGUAAGGAUUUCGAUCUUACUGGUAAAGAUUACAUCAUUCAACAUCCAGAUGAUGAAAGUAUAUGUAUAACCGUCUUCUGGAAACACGAAGAAGAGGAUGAAGUAGCAUGGAUUCUGGGCAUGCCAUUUAUUGGCCGUUACUACACCAAGUUUGAUAUGGAGAAAAACCGAUUAGGAUUUGCUUUGGCGAAAAAUGUAUAGAAUUCAUCAAAAUGUAGGAAAUCUUUCAUUGUCAACUUUUAUUGUUUACUUUAUCAUCAGUUUUUUAAAUUAUUUGUUUAGUUUUCGGUAAGAAAAAAAUUUAAUCUUUUUUAAUCGCCAAUCGACAAAAUUUGCAUAUUAUCAAUGUGAAUUUUUGCGUAAUAUGUACAUUAUUGUGCCUUAAUUUUCAACAGCAAUACUUUAUCGAGAAAGCAGCUGAUAUGAGCUUAUUGAUAAUUAGAAUGAGAAUUUUUGUGAAUAGUGUCAUUUGCUAAGUUCAUUGUUGCAUGGCCGUCUAGUCGAUAUAAUCAAUUUAUUUUUUCAAAAUGCUCCUCUGAUUUCUCCUUCAUUAUCAUUCUUAAUCACGCGCACGUUUAAUAAUUUAUUUUAAUACAAUUUAUUUUAAUUAUAAAACAAAAUAUUGGAUAAAAUAUUUUUAUAUUUGAUAGGGCGGAUCGAUAACACGAAUUUAUUUUGAAUGUGCGCGAUUGCCUAGAAGCCAUCACAUGUCGAUAAACGAGAGCUUUAAUAGUCGAGUAUAAUUUAUUUUUUGUAUGUCCUGUCACAACGUACAGAAAGAAAUUUGUCAAAAAUUUCGAUAAUAUUCUUGUGGUGACUGCGGUGCUGAUCAGGGCGAAAAUCCAAAGCUAAGUUUAUACAUUGUUAAUAAAAUAACUUUAUGUCGCUAGUCAGAUAAUCACAAGGAUCGUUGAAAAAAAUGUAGUCGACCAAACUAGCCAGUAAUUUGUUUAUUAACACGAUGUUUCGACCAUUUGGUUGUGGUCCUUAUCAUGUAUAUACGAUGCAAUAAUAAUCAGGAGACAGGCAUAGACGAUAAUCUUGCAAAACUGCACAAGUCACAUUAACAAAAAACGUUAUUUAACUGGAUUUGAAUUUGAGAGAAACUGAUGCGUCCGUUUGAGACUUCGUCAAGAAGUUGGUGUUUAGUUUCUUGACGAAGUCUCAAACGGACGCAUCAGUUUCUCUCAAAUUCAAAUCCAG